This is a messenger RNA of Olea europaea var. sylvestris, 2473 nucleotides long. RefSeq lists its product as uncharacterized. Gene Ontology annotation, biological process: cortical microtubule organization. The transcript is spliced from 5 exons. Gene Ontology annotation, cellular component: cortical microtubule. The coding region runs from base 525 to 2228 and encodes 567 amino acids. Lineage: Eukaryota; Viridiplantae; Streptophyta; Magnoliopsida; Lamiales; Oleaceae. The record is from RefSeq and is a predicted model, not a curated record.
CAGCCCAAUCCUCCAUAACUUGUCUUAUUAUCGAUGCUACCCCACUCUCCCUGCACUUCCACUUUCUCUGUUUACACCAAUUCUCAAUAUCUGAAAAGAAAUUCCAAUUUCAUUUCUCAGAACUAAAAUGCUAAUUACCUGAAAGACUUCAUAUAUUCUCUCCCAAUUACACACGCUGCCACUUCUUCUUUUCUCCCCCGGUUUUCGCAUCAUUUCAGCUCUAUAUGCACAAGGGUAUAUUAUAUUUAUGUCUAUUUCUCUGUCUUGGUUGAAAAAUGUGGAGGUUGUGGAUAUCUAUGUGAAGAAAGUGCAGUGCUGACUGAUUUCAGCUGAAUUAUGUUUUCAUACUUUAAGAAAUUGAAGGUCGAUUCUUGGAUCUGCGACUUACGACGUCAUUUUCGGUUGCCUUUGAGGAAAAACUAGGGUUUUUUGAAUUUGAAUGAUUUCGAAUGUUUCUGAAUAAUUGAGGGUUAUAAUUAUUAUCAUUUUUUUGGUUAGUCUUUUUUUUUCCGUCAUUUAUUGGCAUGAAUCGGAGUUUUAGGGCAUCGGAGAGGGAGAAAAUGGGUAGUCUGAGAACAUCAAUGAUGAAGGAUACCAAGGAUGAGGACCUAGCAUUGUUUCGCGAGAUGCGAAAACGCGAUAAGGAACUGAAUAAUCUUCUUCUCCUUCAGAACUCUGACGAGCUUGAUUCUCCACUUGGGUCAAGAGUUCGUAGUUCUCCAAUAUUUAAUAUAACAUCAGCUAUACCUGCACCUGUUAGGAAAAUUGGUGCUGAUGAUUUUCUCAAUUCAGACAAUGAUAAAAACGAUUAUGAAUGGCUUUUAACACCGCCCGGUACUCCUCUUUUUCCUUCACUGGAAAUGGAAUCACAGAAAACUGUUAUGAGCCAGCUGGGAACUCCAAAAGCCCGUCCCACAGCACUAAAAUCUAGACUUGCAAAUCCAGAGCCUGAGCCCGGUGCAAGGAGCAACAUGUCAUCCAGACAACCAGCUUCAUCUCCGUUGAAUGCCUCAAGUGGUGGUCUUUCUAGGCCUUCAUCUGGGGGUCAUGGAUCAAGACCUGCAACACCAACUGGGCGUCCAACUUUGAGCUCAACAUCUAGUUCUACUUUUACCUCGGCAUCUAAUAAACACUCACUGAACCACAAAACCACCACUCUGACAUCAUCUGGAACAACAUCAAAUACAGUAUCUAAACCUUCGAGAUCUAAGACACCUACUUCCCGUGGCACGUCGUCUUCCUUGAAGCCCACAGUUCUGUCAAGAUCUUCUACACCUACAACAAGGUCUACUGCAAGAUCCUCAACACCAACCAGGCCGUCUGUACCUGCACCGAAGUCCACUUCCAGAGCAGCAACUCCAACUCGUAGGCCCACUUUAACAUCAAGUGCAACAUCAGCUGCUCGUGUAAAUUCCCCGACUUCAUCUUCAGUUGCCAAGCCAGUUCCCACUGCAGUAAAAAAUCCAGUUCCACCAAGGUCCAGUUCCCCAACUGUGAGACCCAGAACAUGGAAGCCUUCUGAAAUGCCUGGAUUCUCCCUUGAUGCCCCUCCAAAUUUGAAGACAUCUCUGCCGCCUGACAGGCCACCUUCUGCCACUAGGGGCAGACCUGGAGCACCAAGUCCUCGAUCUUCAUCUGUUGAACCUAUUUCGAAUGGAAGGGUUAGAAGACAAUCUUGUUCUCCAGCACGAGGACGGCUCCCCAGUGGGACCAUUCGUAGCAGUGGAAGCUCUGUCCCUGUGCCUGCUGUAAAUAGGUUGCAUGCCAAGGCUAAUGACAACGUAAGUCCUGUUCUUUAUGGUACUAAAAUGGUCGAGAGGGUCAUAAAUAUGCGGAAAUUGAUUCCACCUAAGCAAGAUGAUAAGCAUUCGCCUCGUAGCAGCUUAUCAGGAAAGUCCUCAUCACCUGACAGCACGGGCUUUGGAAGAACGCUCUCGAAGAAAUCUUUAGAUAUGGCAAUAAGGCAUAUGGAUAUAAGGCGAACUAUUCCAGGCAAUCUGCGUCCACUAAUGACUAACAUCCCGGCAUCCUCCAUGUACAGUGUGAGAUCAGGGCCUACCAGAAGCAAGGCAAUCAGUGUCUUGGAUUCCCCACUUGCAACAAGCAGUAAUGCAAGUUCUGAUGUGAGUGUCAAUAAUAAUGCCCUUUGUGUGGAAGGAAACGAAGUAGAUGAUGAUGUUAGCAGUGAUAAGGGUAUUCGAUCUCCUACCAACUUACACGGCAGGUGAUGAUUCGUUCGAACUAUCAUAAUACUAUACGGUCUUCAGUUCUUGCCGUCCAUUUAUUUUUAUUUAGAUCCUCAACUGGCAUACAGUUGUGCCAAAUGAGUAAUACUACAGAAAAAACUGGUAGAAAAUCAGUUUGUUAUGAUCAGUGUAAAGUUUAAUGCAUGGGUUAGAUUGUAUUAGUUGAAAUCUUCAUAUUAUCAUUAAUGACACUUGGUUAUAUUCUAAAAUGUCUUCCAUUUACGUGA